AUGGAGCUUGUGGAACAACGCAUUUGUGCGCUGGAUAAUGCCGUGGUAGGUAAAAUUAUUGGGAAAAAAUUACCCUAUAUUGUUCUUAGUGGAGAGAUUAAGCGACAAUGGGGCCGUUUUGGAGACUAUCAUCUAUCCACUAUUGGUACCGAUUGUUUUGUGUGUCGGUUUAGCUCAGAGGAGGCCCGGGAUGCGGUGCUUUGCGGCGGGCCUUGGUUUUUCAAUGGCAACAUCGUCGGGUUGGAUAGAUGGACGCCAGCUUUCUCACCAAACUCUUUGGCGGGACUGUCAUCGCCGGUUUGGAUUCGUCUACCUCAAUUACCGCUUCAAUAUUGGGAUUUGCACAAUCUUAUGCGGAUUGCAUCACAUUUUGGCACCCCUUUGUGGAUUGAUGUACAAACUGGUGGAGAUGGUAGGCGGGAAUAUGAACGCAUUUGUGUGCGACAGGAUUUGGCACAAAAGCUGCAGCCGGGCACAUGGAUUAAUGGCUGGAAGGGAAAGUUCUACCAAAAGGUAGAAUAUGAAGGCUUGGGUAUGUCGUGUUUUGGCUGCGGGCGUAUUGGUCAUCGGCAGGAUAGUUGUCCUGCCCGUGGGGAUGUACGGGGUGCUGGCCAGGUGGGUACUUCUACGGGGAUAUCGAAAGGGAAGGCAAUCUUGGAAAGUGGCGGAUCUAGUGUGGCAUCCACAAGCAGGGCACGGCCUAAUCCUCGGGAGCAGCCUAAAGAGGUGCCAUCACCAUCUGUUUCGGUGGAGGGGGGUGCCACUCUACGAACAUUGCGGUCACGGUUCGGGCUGACCGUGAUGAACUGCCUACCCCAACUGCUGGAGGGAAUUUGCCUCCUCCUGUGGAAGGAGACAAACCAGAAUUAUCUGAAGAAGAAAAUCUCUUUGGAGAGUGGAAUAUUGGGGGCCCGAAAAAAAAACACGGGCAACUUCCUACGGCACCUCGUUGUUUCCAAUGAGGUUGGCCUUGUCGGGUUGAUUGAAACUAAGGUGGAGAGCAUCAGUAGGGUGGAGGUAGACCGCCUUGUUGGCCGUGAGUGGGACUUCUUCCACCAUCCUGCAAAUGGCCGCUCGGGUGGACUCCUGCUAGCCUGGAGAUGCGACAUCCUCAAGGUUGAGGUUGAUUUUGCUAUGGACCAAUGUGUGGUGGGAUGGGUUGUUAUGCCCUCUCUUGUUCAAUGGAAGGUGGCACUUGUUUAUGGCAACAAGGAUCUCCAUGGAGAGAAGAAGGGCGGGAAGCGAUUUCGGUUUUCGACUGGGGAUCAGGAAAUGUCGAAUGCUCUUAGUCAACUUGAUCUUCAUGAUUUGGGAUUCACUGGUCCCUCUUACAAGUGUUCUAACAACAAAGAGGGCAAUAGCCGGAUUUGGGUUAGGCUAGACCGUAUCCUCGUUAAUUCUGAAGGUGCCAAAUGGAUUCGUUUCAAAGAUGUUUGGACUAGCUUUCCUGCAUCUUGGAGGAUUGUUGCCAAGGCGUGGGGACGCUUGGAUGCUGGCCCACCGGCAGAGGUGGUUAAUAGAAAAUGCUCUCACACUCUUCGGGCUCUUCACUUUUGGAGUAAGCACACAAUUCGGGACCUUGGAGUUAGACGCAAGGAGCUGGAGGAGAAAAUUGAACUUCUUCAGCGGGAUGAUUGCUCUGAUACAGGACUCACCUCCGAGCAGGAUUCGGAGCUUCAGUCUGCUGUUUCGGAGUUUAACUCCACCUUGGCCAGGUUGGUGACUUGGUGGCGACAACGGGCUAAAAUCCGCUGGAUUGAGGAUGGAGAUGCCAACUCUCACUUUUUCCACGCGACGGCAACUCCUCGUCAUCGUAGUAACAGGAUUGAGGAAAUCCAAACUACUGCGGGUUUCUUCUCGGAUAAAUGGCGGGAGCAUGAUACUUCCUAUGUCCGCUGGCCCGGUUCCUUGGAGGCGGAUAGAAUUACGGAGCAGGCUCGGGGGGCUCUUGAGGAGGAUAUCUCGGAUGAGGAGAUCCGGAAGGCCGUCUUUGGCAUUAGCAACAAUCGGGCGCCGGGCAAUGAUGGUAUCACGAUUUCCUUUCUUAAGUUCUACUGGUUUAUUAUUCGCAAUGACAUUUGUGCUGCAGUGAAGGAUUUCUUUAUCACUAGCUCCAUGUGUGCGAGCUGGAAGGAUACUCUUGUGGUGCUUAUUCCCAAGACUACCACGGCAAAGGCUCCGGCGCAGUUUCGGUCGAUUAGCCUUUGCCAAACAUUCUAUAAAGUGGUGGCCAAGGUUCUUGUCGCCCGUCUCAAACCGGUGUUGGCCAGACUCAUUGGUGAGGAGCAGGGUGCGUUUGUGCCGGUGCGGUCCAUCUCCAAUCAUGGCCUCCUUGCUCAGGAGAUUAUGUGCAAAUUUCAACACUCCACCCUUCUGGCUGGCCUCUUGGCUGCUAAGGUCGACAUGGAGCAGGCCUACUACUGUAUGGCUUGGGAUACGCUUUAUCGGGUGCUGGAGGCUAUGGGAUUCUCACCUAAGUUCAUCGGCUGGAUUGUUCAGUGCAUUACUAAACCUCGCUUCUCAUUACUGCUGAAUGGGACGCGCAUUCCGGCAAAGAGGGGCGAACCUUGGAGUGCAAAUUAUCCCAAAGGGGAGCGGGUCUCACACCUCCUCUAUGCCGAUGACAUUCUUAUUUCUGCUGAGGCCACCCGGGCAAAUGCUACCAAAAUUCUGGAAAUCCUGGGAGACUAUUGCAUGUGGACGGGUCAGCGUAUUAACAAUGCCAAAUCCGCUGUUUUGUUUAGCAAACACUGCCCGAGGUGGAAAAGCCGCCGGCUUGCUAAUGUGCUGGGGUUCCGGAUGGUUUCCUCCCUUGAGUACCUUGGCCUGCCUCUUGCGCUCCGCAAACUUACUGCCUCUGACUUUGAUCGGGUUCUUAUGAGUGCUACUAAUAAAGUGAAUGUGUGGGGUAAAAGACACCUUUCCCUAGCUGGUCGGGCCACUUUGAUCCGUACUGCUUUGCUGGCCAUCCCCCUUUACUGCAUGACUCUUUCGGAUGUGCCACGGGGAGUCCUGGCAUCGGUGGACAAAAUUGGAAGACAAUUUCUCUGGCACAAGGAUAAUAACAGACGGGGGCUUCAUUAUGUGGCGUGGAGCAAGAUUUGUAGGCCUCAUUCUCAUGGUGGUUUGGGAUUCCAUUCGUCUUUGGCUUGGCGCGCUCCUCUUUGGGCUAGACUGACUUGGGAUUUCAUUCGACAGCCUACGGUUCUUCUGAAACGCAUUCUUCGCGCCAAGUAUGGAGAGGAUCCGUGGAAUAUGCCCACUGGCAGAAAUACCUCAAUAACUUGGAAGGCUGUUCAUGAGGGUGCUGUUGCUUUACGCCCCAUAAUCCGGUGGCGUAUUGGGAACGGACAGAUGGUGGACAUUUUUUAG
Dendrobium catenatum is the source of this 3372-nucleotide messenger RNA. RefSeq lists its product as uncharacterized. The record is from RefSeq and is a predicted model, not a curated record. The transcript has 6 exons. The coding region runs from base 1 to 3372 and encodes 1123 amino acids. NCBI's taxonomy places the organism in Eukaryota, Viridiplantae, Streptophyta, Magnoliopsida, Asparagales, Orchidaceae. Gene Ontology annotation, molecular function: nucleic acid binding; zinc ion binding.